Messenger RNA from Nymphalis io (European peacock), 1367 nucleotides. It is a transcript of the gene Oscillin, whose product is annotated as glucosamine-6-phosphate isomerase. Gene Ontology annotation, molecular function: glucosamine-6-phosphate deaminase activity; identical protein binding. Gene Ontology annotation, biological process: N-acetylneuraminate catabolic process; N-acetylglucosamine catabolic process; carbohydrate metabolic process. The record is from RefSeq and is a predicted model, not a curated record. Gene Ontology annotation, cellular component: cytoplasm. The transcript is spliced from 7 exons. Bases 327 to 1163 code for a protein of 278 amino acids. Lineage: Eukaryota; Metazoa; Arthropoda; Insecta; Lepidoptera; Nymphalidae.
UGGUACUUCGACAAACUGAUAGUAUUUACAAUAACCAAUCGCGUGAUGUAUAAAAUUCAGCGCCGAUUAGUGAUCGUCUCAAAUGUCAUUCUAGACUCCGUUUUUAGUUGUAAAAGUACGGUUUGCCAACUUUAAAAAAAUAUAUAGUUCAUGUAACGUCAUAUAGCGCUUAUCACUGAAUAUAAAGUAAUUAUUAGUUAGCGUAGUGUUUUGUCAGUUAAACGCGUCUCUAGCUGAGGUGUAGUACAAAAGGCAAAAGUACGACAAGACGCAACUUCACCGGGAAUAAAGGAUUUUUGUAGGGCAGCAGUUGCAGGGCAGCGAGUAUGCGUCUCAUAAUCCUGGAGGACGCGUCGGUGGUGGCGGACUGGGCGGCGCGCUUCGUGCUGCAGCGCAUCACGGAGUUCGCGCCGGGGCCGGACCGCCGCUUCGUGCUCGGCCUGCCUACCGGCGGCACGCCGCUCGGCAUGUACCGCCGCCUCAUCGACUUCUACAAGGAGGGCCGCCUCUCCUUUAAAUACGUUACCACGUUCAAUAUGGACGAGUAUGUCGGCCUUCCGCGCGACCACCCCGAGUCGUACCACUACUACAUGUGGAACGAGUUCUUCAAGCACAUCGACAUCGACCCUGCGCACGCGCACGUGUUAGACGGCAACGCGCCUAACCUCGUCGCGGAGUGCGAGCGUUUCGAGGACCUCAUCGCAGAGGCCGGCGGAGUACAUCUCUUCAUCGGAGGUAUCGGCCCCGACGGCCACAUCGCGUUCAACGAGCCGGGCUCGUCGCUGGUGUCGCGCACGCGCGUUAAGACUCUAGCCUACGACACGUUGGAGGCCAACAAACGCUUCUUCGGCAACGACAUCUCCAAGGUGCCGCGCCAGGCACUCACCGUCGGCGUCGGCACCGUCAUGGACGCCAAGGAGGUGAUGAUCCUGAUAACGGGCGUGCACAAGGCGUUGGCGCUAGCCAAGGCGGUGGAGGAGGGCGUCAACCACAUGUGGACCGUGUCCGCCUUCCAGCAGCACGCGCAGACGCUGUUCGUGUGCGACGAGGACGCCACGCUCGAGCUGCGCGUCAAGACCGUCAAGUACUUUAAGGCGCUGAGCGGCGAGCACCAGAAGAUGAUCGCGAGCGCGCCCGCGCGGCUGCAGCGCGCGCUGCACUGACGGCGCGGCGCCGGGCGGCGGCGCGCGGCGGGCCCUUCGCUCGUAGUCUGAUGGGCGAGCACAACAAGCUGAUCGCCGGCACGCGGUGAGACACAUUCCAGUACAGACACAACACAUCGUUAUAUUAUAAUCUCUAAUGUUAUACGACCACGACACAGCUGUAUGUUGGGGCCUUCGCUGUAUUAAAAAAAAAAAACAAUCGUA